Molecule: messenger RNA, 696 nt
Organism: Penicillium odoratum
Lineage: Eukaryota; Fungi; Ascomycota; Eurotiomycetes; Eurotiales; Aspergillaceae
Exons: 2
Coding region: 1-696 (231 amino acids)
Source: RefSeq, a predicted model, not a curated record
AUGGAAACUACACUGCGACAACAAAAGCCAACGACACUUCGCCUGGAAUGUGACAUUUCCCGUCGAGCGCCUCCCGCCAUCCUACACGAAGGAUUUGACGAUCACCUUCACUCAUUUCCCUCAAGAACCACAGUGAUUGAUGUUUCUCACUUUUCUGGAACUGCAACUUACGAGACAACCUUCAAAACGACUUCAAAACUCGCUAAAGGUUCUGUGAAGGAUAACGUUUCAGAUAAAUAUCUUCUUACCCUUGGAUGUGUCGAGAACAUUGCCUCGGUCACACUCAACGGAAAGGAUCUCGUUCUCUCGUGGCUACCGCCAUAUGAACUGGACAUAACCAAUGCGAUAAACCUUGAUGCUAAGAACACGCUUCAAAUCGCGGUGACAAACACCUGGCCCAACUGGCUGAUCGGCGACGAGUCACUGCCUACCGAAGCAACCUAUAACAGUACAACACAGGAUUUCAGCGUCGAAUCUUGGCCAGAUUGGUAUGCAGAUGCGAUGAAUAGUACAUCCACCUCAUCUCGAGACACCUGGGGAAAUGCGGUCGGAGGAUCAAGCAAGUUGGAUAGAAAGCCCGGGAAUUGCGUGGCCUUUGCUGCCUGGAAGCAUUAUAACUCUACCGACCCGCUGUUUGAGAGUGGAUUACUGGGCCCAGUGGUGAUCCCAAAAGCCGCUCUGGUUGAUGUAUCAUAG